This is a messenger RNA of Nelumbo nucifera (sacred lotus), 1361 nucleotides long. RefSeq names its product GATA transcription factor 21-like. The record is from RefSeq and is a predicted model, not a curated record. Gene Ontology annotation, molecular function: sequence-specific DNA binding; zinc ion binding. Lineage: Eukaryota; Viridiplantae; Streptophyta; Magnoliopsida; Proteales; Nelumbonaceae. Gene Ontology annotation, biological process: regulation of DNA-templated transcription.
CUGCCUCUCAGCUGCUUCCAAAAUAGAUUUACCUCACUAUGGAUUAUUAGGCCUUUUUAGCCCUUUUCUUCGAUCACCUUCGUCCCAUCUCCCUACCUAUCUCUAAUAUCUCUUAUUCCUUCUUAUUUGCUGCUGCCGGACACAGCAAGACACAGUUUGUUGCUUCAUCGAUCUUUCUCUUCCCCCAUGAAUCCAAUUUAUCUGAACCCAUCGCCCUCUUUUUUUCCUAUAGCUCCUAUAGAGCCCAGUGAUGAUGAGGAUCAACACCUUCAAUUCUUUCGUCCACCAUCUCAAGCUGUAGCUUAUUCUCUCUCAAGUUCUAUUUUCUCCAAUUCAUCAGCUCAGGAAGGAGGAGGUCAUGAUAGAGAACGACAAGAGGCCGUUAAUGGCGGACCAAGUGAUCAUCAAUACUUCCCAGACGACCCCCCACCUCCUACUGUGGAGGACGACAUCAACAGUGGCCUCGAGUUAUCCAACUCUAAACAACGAGAGAACCGAGGUGGCAGCCAGGGAAAUAUGGGUUCAGUUAGGUGGAUGUCUUCGAAGAUGAGGCUGAUGAGGAAGAUGAAGAAUUCAGAUCGAGUGGGUAUGGAUAAACCAGUGAAUACGAAUAUGCACAAGUUUCAGCAGGAUCAUCAUCAUCGGUCACCAUCACCAUGGGAGAUGGACACUAGCAGCAACAGUUCCUCCAACAACGCUAACAACACCGUCAGGGUCUGCUCGGACUGUAACACAACCAAGACCCCUCUUUGGAGGAGUGGCCCUAGAGGACCCAAGUCACUUUGCAACGCCUGCGGGAUCCGGCAACGUAAAGCCAGACGGGCCAUGGCGGCAGCGAACGGAACACUGCUUCCCACUGAAGCAUCAUCCAUGAAGAAUAAAGUGCACCACAAGGAAAAGAGAUCAUCAGAAACUGGAUACGUCCAGCAAUACAAGAAACGUUGCAAACUGGCCACCUCUCCUCGCAGCAUGAAGAAGGUUUGUUUCGAGGACUUCACCAUAAACUUGAGCAAGAACUCGUCUUUUCAUAGAGUAUUCCCACAAGACGAGAAGGAAGCGGCGAUCCUGCUAAUGGCUCUAUCUUGUGGUCUCGUUCAUGGUUGAAUAUCUUCUGCCCUUCUUGGUCUUCCUUUUUUUUUCCUUCUUGGGUUUAGUUUUGAUUAACUGUUUAGAGCUUGGUUUGUGUUAGCUAGCUACAGCAGAGCAAACUUGUGUGGAAUGAUUACGAGAGUAUUGUGAUUGUGAGGGCUAGAGUGAGCAUAAAAAUCAGGUGAGGUACCAAAAGCUAAUAAAAACGUAAAUAAAGCUUUGAUUUAAUCUGUUGAUAGUUUUAGUUUAUGGCUGUUGUCUGAUUCUCUCCU